GAGGAGGAGGAAGUCGGGACUGAGCCGUUUCCUGUAGGCAGAGGGAUGAGCGCAGACAAAGCUGGGUGGGGACUCGGCACUCGGGGCUGCUGCUGACCACCCUCCUCCAUCCCUGCAUCCCUGCAUCCCUGCAUCCCGCAGCCCGCAGCCCGCCGCGGGGGACUCGGGGCAGCACCGCCUCCAGUGAUUUCUGGAGCUGAGGGCUUCGUGUGCUGCAGGAGUUGUUUGGCACAGCGACGGUCUGGAGCGGUAGCGAACGGGCAAGAGGAGCAGAUCUUCUCUAGAGACACAAAUCACCUGAGAGACCUGCUUCUGUCCAUCCGGAGAGCGCGCUUGGCCUGCCCAUGGCUAGCAACAACACUGCUAGCAUAGCGCAAGCCCGCAAGCUGGUGGAGCAGCUGAAGAUGGAGGCCAACAUCGACAGGAUAAAGGUGUCCAAAGCGGCAGCAGACCUGAUGGCGUACUGCGAAGCCCACGCCAAGGAAGACCCUCUAUUGACCCCUGUCCCAGCCUCAGAAAACCCGUUUAGAGAGAAGAAGUUCUUCUGCGCCAUCCUGUAAACCCUUGAGGAGCCUGACCAGCACUCAGGCCACCCUGAACACUGAUGUAGAGUUUUUAGGAAUGGGGACGACCUGCUAGUCCACAGAAUUUAAACAAAAAUAAGUAAAAUACAUGGCCUGGAAGCUACAGAGAUGUGCAUGUUUAAAGAAUCUGGCCACCUUUGGGGGAAUAAGAUGAUCUGCAUUGCAAGGCAAAAGAUCUGAAGUCUGUAGAGUUGCCUAGAAAGUAAAUAAUUUUAUAUAUAUAUAUGUAAAGAAUAAAUUUGUGUCACUUUUCUGCUCACAGAACUGUUUGGUUGUUCCAUAUUUCAAGCACCAGAGCUGUGCUGAGCAAAGUUAACUGCUGAGGAUGUGUAUAACCUUCUUGGAAUGAUAUUGUUGGUUCCUUUCCAAGCUAUUCUUUUUUUUUCAUUUAAGUUGUCAGGUAUACAUAGCGACAGGCUUGGUGAUGAUGAUGUUAUUUAAUGUUUGGUCUUGUGCUUCUUAAUUCCUGGUGGUUGCGUAGGGGUUGAGUGGCCCCGCCGCACGUUAGCAAGGACUCCGGCAGCUCUGUGUUUCUAGCGAACCCCAUUUUCUAACAUUUUCCAUAUGCUUUGCAAGUAAACGUGAAAUCUGUGGUCGUGGUUGGUGCUUCAUACUCCCGUGAUGACGUUCAGUGGUAGUGCAUGAGUUUCUUGCUGUCCAUCCGCUCCAGGCUUUGCUUUUCUAUCAUUUUUGACACCACGUGCUGGUGGGAGAAGCUGUAGGGAGGAAACCAAGGUGAUUCUGAAAGCCAAGACAGCUCCUGCGAUGCCUUAGACGUGCCUGAAAUACCUCGUGCGUUAGGGUAGGUGCCAGCCCCCAGGCGUGGGGGCUCAGGGUGGCCCCCGCUGUGGGCAUCACGGGGUAGCUAGAAACCUGAAAAUCCAAGUUGACUGCUUCUUUCGAGGUCUUUCCUCUUCUCCUACACCUGUGUGCCUCUGCCCCCUUUGCUUGGUCCAUGUCUUGCUCUUUCCACCUCCCAGCAGCAUCUCCUCCCUUUGGGGCUGGGCUAGGAUGAUGCCCCGUAGUGGGAUGCUGCCCCACGGUGGCAUCAUAGAAUAGUUUGGGUUGGAAAAGACCUUAAAGACCAUCCAGUUCCACCCCCUGCCAUGGGCAGGGACACCUCCCCCUGGAUCAGGCUGCCCAAGGCCCCAUCCAACCUGGCCUUGAACACCUCCAGGGAUGGGGCAGCCAUGACUUCCCUGGGCAACCUGGGCCAGGGUCCCACCACUCUCGUGGUGAAGAAAUUCUUCCUAGUCUCUAGCCUAAAGGGGAUGCUGCCCCAUGGGGGGCAUGUUGGCAUGUUAGGGGGAUGUUGCCCUGCCCUGGGAUGCUUCUACCCCUUCCUGCACCCACUGGCUCUCCCAUUGCCACUGCUCUCCUGCCACAGUUUGGGGAGCCACCCCUUCACGGAGGUGCCUGAUACCUUGUUUACACGCAGCCUGAGCUCCUCUUCAGGCUGGGGAAUUAUCCCCAGAUCUGGUUCAUCCGUCCACAUUUCGGGGGACACACGCCACCGUUUUUUGGCUCCACCUCGGGUUGGGUAUUUUUGCGGCCAUCGCUUGCCUCUCCUUCCCAUUGUUAACCCCCUCCUGGCUUUCCCCACUCCUUGGGAAUCACAAGCUGGGGAUCUGUGUCCAACAUUAUGCGGGUGGCACAUAGGGUUUUGAGGGGUCUGCAGUUGACCCCUAGUUCCGAAUCAGGUAUCAGCUUCCAAAUCCCUGUGGAUUCAAGAGGGCAAUAGUCUUUAGGUACCUUUUGGUGACUCUUUCUAGCCCGUACCAAGUGCAUUUUGGUUUUUCUACCUUUUCAUACUCUUUUUCUAGUCUUCUACAGAGAAGACCCGUUGUUCUUACACUGGACUCAAAACUUUUGGCAUCUGGGAAUGUUUAUAUGAUGCGAGUAGCCUGCGUCGUGGCUUUCAGCCCCCAGAUCCCCCCGUCUCCAUCCUUUUAUGACAGCUCACGUAGCUUUAGGACAAAGGGCGGAUGAAGUGGUUUGCUCUGCAGCUGUUUUCAUGGUGUUCUGAGGCAGAUGUGUAAAUACCCCAUCCUGGGUUUGGCUGAUUUACCGUCACAGAAAGCUGGUCUGAUCCAGGGCUCACCCUCCCAACCCUUCUCAAAUGCUGUCACGGAGUGGUUUGUAAUAAUUUUUUUAACGACUUGCGUAUUUUACAACUGGAAUUCUUAAUAAAUAAACGAAGAAAUAAAACUGCAUGAAGCUGGGGCGGCGGGAGGGCGGGGUUUUGAAUUAACCUAAACUGCUCAUUGAAGGUGUUUUACGUUGCUGGUCUUUAUUUAUGUAGGUAGUGGUGUUGACAUUGGUGUGCUGCCAGGUAUUUCACCCCAGUAUUUAUAUUUACACAGAAUCACCUUUGUUAGCCAAGUAGAGAUCGCCUGCCAAGAGCGUUUCCCCCCCCCCCCCCCAGUCAUCUCUCCAUCCCGAUGCUGUAUUUCCAGCGUGGUAUCAAUUCCAUUCAACUCUACCCCCAGGAUGCGAAAGAAAAAAUAUCUGGAGGACUGGAAAAGGACUUUAUUUUUUUUUUUUCCCACUAAGGUUGCUGGUGGUGGAGGUGAAGUAGUGCCUCCGCUGCCAGGAUUCUGCGGAGGGGGUGGUUGUAAGCGAAAGUCAGCGCGGGGAGGUCGGCGGUGUGAUGUAGCGCAUCCCCAUCCCACGUGGUCUGUGUACUCGUCGGAAAUAAAACUUUGGAUUUGUUUCAA
Messenger RNA from Cuculus canorus (common cuckoo), 3301 nucleotides. It is a transcript of the gene GNG2, whose product is annotated as G protein subunit gamma 2. Gene Ontology annotation, biological process: G protein-coupled receptor signaling pathway. Gene Ontology annotation, cellular component: heterotrimeric G-protein complex. The record is from RefSeq and is a predicted model, not a curated record. The coding region runs from base 345 to 560 and encodes 71 amino acids. The transcript has 5 exons. Gene Ontology annotation, molecular function: G-protein beta-subunit binding. Lineage: Eukaryota; Metazoa; Chordata; Aves; Cuculiformes; Cuculidae.